Messenger RNA from Symbiodinium pilosum, 606 nucleotides. The record is from the annotation of a GenBank genome assembly. Lineage: Eukaryota; Dinophyceae; Suessiales; Symbiodiniaceae.
AUGCAUCGCCAAUGCGCUGGCUUGCCUCAAGCGCUGAAGUCCGCGUUGGAGCGAGGCUCUCCCUCGGAGCUCUUGGAGGAUCUUGGCACAGCUGUCCGCAGGGCUACUGCACGACUGUUCACCGGAUCCGAAGAGGUGCUGGAAAAUGCGCACGGUGCAGAGCAGAGCCAGAGCAGUUCGUCGCGAGAAGGUGGACUAAAUCUUGCGGAAGAUGAUGACAUCGCAUCAACGUCAGAGCCGGAAUGGAUUUCGCGAAAUUCAGAACACAUGACCAAGUACAUGUUUCUUGACGAAGGCAGCGAAAAAGGAACGGUGAAGAUUUAUGUGAAGGCUGAGGAGCUGGAGAUCACCCAGUUUGCUGAUGCCUACGCAUCCUUUCAGGAACGGCGCCUAUCACUUUACUUGCUUGCCCCUGGUGGCCGCGUUUGGCGGCUCUCGGGGAGGCUCUUUGCGCCGGUGCAGGCUAAGGAGUGCAAGUGCUCAUUGUCUGCAAGUGGCCACAAGGUGUCUGUGACGCUGCGGAAGUCCAGUACUACUGACCAGUGGCAUCGCUUGAUCGAUGAUCCAGGCAAAGAGCAGUUGGACAAGGCGCAGGACUUCAUCUGA